AUGCCCACUGCCAUCAACACUUCUAAUAGCGCCUCUGAAGGGAAUGCUGUCAUGCGAGGACAGGAGACCUGUGGAUCUUUUUGUUUCCUUCCAGCAAAGCAGAGCAUAGUGUCUUUCUGUAGUGGUUGCCCAGUGUGGUUAGGUGGUGAGCUGAUCAUCGAUGACCAAGUAUGGAGAACUGGCUCUCUGCAGCUUUGCAUAACACUUCGUUAUGUAGGUGUUUUAGUAGCCCUGAAUGUGCCAGAUGAUAAGAAUGUGGCCUUUCUGAGGUCAUGGAAUCUUCAACACAAUUCUGGCCUCCGGCCGCGCUCCGAGCUGACCGAGCCUGCGACCAGUUCAAGCGAUACUAAGCCAUGUCUGAGCUUUGGCUCAACGUGCUUGGAGACUGAUCCCAACUUCACCUUCCUGUGUGGGUUGGGAUUGCUCCUUCUGUUCCUGUGCUACCUGGUGGGGAUUCCAUUUCCAACUCGGAAAACCAAAACCACCCAAAAGCAUCAGGGCAGAGCCAAGAGGAGAAGGAAAGGUGGGACUCUGGAAGGUAAGGUUCUGCCUAUUCCACCUGAGCUCUCCAAGUCUGAUCCUUGCUGUCCUCUCCAUGAGGGCCCAGUCCAUGAUCUCUGAGGAUGCGAGCCACUAGGUACAUUCCCUCUCAGAAAACAGAGGCCUCAGAGGAGAGGCUCAUGGAUAUGCAGCCAGAGUGCAAAACCCUUCUCAGAUUCCCUGCUCUGACCACUACUGAGCAUGAAGCAGUGAUGGAUCUGGACAAUGAG
Messenger RNA from Lutra lutra (Eurasian river otter), 770 nucleotides. RefSeq lists its product as uncharacterized. The record is from RefSeq and is a predicted model, not a curated record. Bases 1 to 621 code for a protein of 206 amino acids. The transcript has 5 exons. NCBI's taxonomy places the organism in Eukaryota, Metazoa, Chordata, Mammalia, Carnivora, Mustelidae.